CUGAAGGAGAGACGCCGCAUCCUGCUGGCUUCCAAAGAGAAGCCCAAGCCCAAACUGAUGAGGUUGAGCAGCUCAUCCUCCGCCAUGAGGCCUUUCGCAAGGCUGCUGUAACCUGGAAAGAACGCUUCAGCUCCCUCCGUCAGCUUUCUGCUGCUGAGAAGAAAAAAGAGGAGGAGAAAAGGACCCCCCUCUCCAGUCGAAGGAUGUUCCCAUUAUCUUGCCUGACUCCCAGUGUUCCCUCAACCAGCGCUACCUCUUCUUUCCUAAGACAGACGGUACAGGCACAAAUAGAACCCAAACCCUUACAGACCACUUUGGAUCUGGGUGCCACCUCUGCAAGCCAGAGAUUGCCUUCAACACUAGCCAGCUAUAGCCCAAUCAUAAAUGGAUCAGGCUACCAUGGACUGGAUCAGCAGGGCAGUGGGAAGUUGAUAGGCACCUCUUACCUUGGGAUGAACCACCAGGCAGCCGGAGGUGGAAGUGACUCUGGUUUCUCAGCACUGACCUCUCAGAGUGGUGGAGCAGACACCUCCACCUAUUUUGGUUUAAACCAUCAAACUGCUGGUAGCAUAGAAAGCUCUGGGUACUUUGGACUAACUACUGGGAGCAUAGGUGGGUUGCAGAAUCAUCUGAGCAGUGGUAGGUUAGGCAGUUCAGGUAACCUAGCUCAGCAGCCAGGCAGUGGGGGUAUGGGAAGCCCAGGAUUUCUGUCUCAGCAGAAUAUGGGCAGUUCUGGAUAUUUGGCACAGCCGCAAAACAUAGGGAGUUCUGGAUAUUUGGGACAACAGCCAAAUUUAGGGAGUUCAGGAUAUUUGGCACAACAGCCCAAUAUGGGGAGCACUGGGUUUUUGGCACAGCAGUCUAAUAUGGGGAGUACUGGAUACCUGGCACAGAAUUAUCAGAGCACCGGUGGAUUGGGUAGCUCAGGCUAUCUGGCACAAAAUCAUUACAGCAGUGGAAGCCUGGGUAGUUCUGGCUAUCUGGCACAGAGCGGUGGCAUCAUGGACCCAAAAAUGGCAUAUGCAUGGCAGCACCUGAAAGCUGACUUCAUGCAGCCUAGAAUUAACCACAUCCACAAGGCUGUAAACCCCCUCCUAGAAGCCAGCAGAGUGCAGCGUGAACAGUUUGGGGACAUCCCAAUGGCAGACAUGAUGGGACCAGAGUCAGGGCUGGAGCUCCUCCACGGCCGUCUCCAGAGAGAUCCCCGUGGCAGCCGCUCUGACCCUCAGAUGGACCAUCUGAGGAGAGAAAGGGAGUACAAGCUGGGCAGACAGACCUCCAGUGAACAGGAAAUCCAGGCAAGGCUAAACGAGCUGCCACUGAUUGUGCGGCAGGAGCGUUUUCGGAGGCGCCUGGAGAGGCAGUCUUCUAGUGAACAGGAGGGCAGUGGCAAGCAGAGGCUGCAGAGGCAGGACUCGAGUGACCUGGAGGGCUCUGCUAAGGAGGGCUCUGACAAACGCUCAGGAGAGAAGAGAAAUACUAUGGCAGAGAUUGUAGAACAGGUCCAGGAGAGAGAGGCAGCACAUGCACGGGGAGAGCCUUAUCGACCUCCUAGCAGCCUCUCAGCACCCGUGACCCGUUUUGAUGGACGUCCUCGUGCCCGAGACCGUCCCAAACCAAGGAGGAGGCCCCGUCCGAAAGAGCCUGAGGAGACUCGACGAUCUCGCUCAGCCCCGGCAACUGGAGCCCCAACAACACCCCAGCCACCAUCACACACUGCCCACAACGAAGGCUUCCUCUACCGCAAAAAGGCCACCAGCUCUGACCUUGAAGCUCAGCAGAGGAGUCCAAACAGCAAGUCCUGGGUGAAUGUAUACUGUGUGCUGAAAGAGGGCAAGUUGACCUUCUAUAAGGAUGCCAGGAACCACAACACAACAUACAACGGAGAGACUCCUGUUGACCUUAGUACCUGCUCAUUUGAUCCUUCAAUGGGAUACAAGAAGAAGAAAAAUGUCUUCAUUCUUCAGGUGAACGAUGGAAACAACUUUGUAUUUCAUGCAAAAGACGAGGAGGACCUGAAGGCAUGGACUUCAAAUAUCACCACCUGUAUAGCUGAGCAUGAGGCCAUGGUCAAGUGGGACAAGCCAGGCACCUCAUCUAUGGAUCCCGACCGCUCUGAGAGGAAGGAGAAGUCAGAGGGGGAUGCAGAUGCCAGGUCAGAGAGGUCUGAGCUUGCUGAGGGGGAGGAGAGGUCUGAGAAGGAGAGGUCAGAGAAAGGCGAUGGCUCUGAGAAGUUAGACACAUCUGAAAUUGCUGACAAGCUGGAGGGUGGGGCAGGGGGCUCCAGCACAUCUGGAAAAAGCAAAUGAGAAGCCCUUUUGUGUUUUACUGUUACUCACUGACAAAAGGCAUAGGAGGCAGUGGGUGGGAGGGAUGGAUGGAGAGCAUGUGCAGUUAGGUUUGCAGGUCCUCAGUCACACAGCUGGAACAUGCUGAGGCCAUGGUCCUUCGAUUGAGUAUUGUAACUGUGACAGACUAAUCUCUCAGCCUCUCCCCUUCACCCAGGAAAAACAUCAGUGCUUGUGGUGGGCCACCUGCUAGUAGAUAGGAGGCUCUCUGAGAUGGACAGACAGACUCUAACAAAUGGUUCCAGGAAUUAGUCACUGUCACUUCCUAUUGUUGAUCGUUUAAUCUCUUGGAUUCACAGCAUCUUUCUUUAUGUAUCUUUGACUGAUAAUGUAAUGCUCUGUCUAUCUAGACAAACCUGAGAAGUGGCAAAUGAAAUAUUUCACAAUAGUAAAAAAGACAAAUGUUUUUGAAGCAAUAUACUUUUUUAUUUUUCCUCUUUGUUGGUGAGAGAAAUGGGGGAAAAGGAAAUAAGACGUAAUGUAAGAAGCAGCUGUAAACUAUAAUUUCUGUCACAUCCAGAUAAGCUUACUCCAGGCAGUCGUGCACCUUAAACACCCAACACAUCUGUAUACUAAUCAUAGUGACAUUUAACCCCCAUCACAUGGCUAGCUUUGACUCAUCUUAAUAUAAUGGAAUGCUUGUGUUACCACCUGACUUCACUGGUGUCAUUUCCACAGUUUCUUUUCCCUUCUUCUGAUUCUUAUUAUGAUCUCUCCACAACAAUCCGUGUGCAGAAAAGAGCUUUCCUUCCAAUUAUGAUCCAUUUGCCCCCAAGGCAUGUUAAAAGUGGCAAUGCUCAAAGUAACACUAAGCCUGAGACAAUGCCUUUGUAUACAUGACAAAAAUCAGACCAUUGCAUGAAAUAGUCUGUUAGUGCACCUGUUAAACUUGCCUUUAUUUCUAUGUUCUUGACAUAAAUUGGGCAGCAGUGGAACUGCAAUAACCUGGGUGGGAGGUAUUUGCUGUUGUAGUCCAGAGGUAAGUCUGAAAAAGCAGAGCUGUCUUCUCUCGACAGAAAGCAUGAAAAGAAGCCAAAUGGCUCCUUCUGCUGUCUGUACUGUAUC
Molecule: messenger RNA, 3413 nt
Organism: Archocentrus centrarchus (flier cichlid)
Lineage: Eukaryota; Metazoa; Chordata; Actinopteri; Cichliformes; Cichlidae
Product: spectrin beta chain, non-erythrocytic 4-like
Exons: 8
Coding region: 204-2309 (701 amino acids)
Molecular function (GO): protein binding; phospholipid binding
Source: RefSeq, a predicted model, not a curated record